UUGAUUCUGCAUUUUGAACUCAACCUUUUACAGUGGAUAAAGGGCAGAAUUGCAGCAAACUUUCCUUUUUCCAAUCCUUUCCCUGAAAGAGUCUCCAAGCUGUAAAUGGAGCUACCCAUCAUCGUUUGUGCUGUGAUGGUGCUGCUAAAUACCAGUGGUGCAAAAGAGGGUCAACACAUCAUGGCUGGUGCUGUCACGUACUAUGGGGAGAUUGGGAGGAACAUCACUCUGAGUUGCAACGUCUCAGCCAGUGAAGCGGCAGAGUGGAGGCUGAACAACUCGCAGAUCAAUGAGACCACAGAGGUUCAUCUGACUGGAAACGACCUCGCCAUCUUCAGUGCUCAUCCAUCCAAGGAAGGGGAGUACAGCUGCCACAGCGUGGAGACAGGCAACACUUACAGCAGAAUCUUUUUGCUACUGGGAUAUGUCCCAGGAAAACCCCAACUCAGCUGUUGGUCAGUCAGAUACCCAUUGAACGUGGUCUGCACCUGGAAUCUGGAGAAGCCGACCAACCUCCCCACUGAGAUUAACACCACAUACAGUUAUGGAACAGAAGUUGUUAAAACCUGCUCGAGUGCCGGGCCGCUGCGGGGCAACUGUACAAUAAAGGACAUCAAACUAUUUUCGAAGAUUCCCUACAAGGUGAUAGUGACAGCAACAAACCCCCUGGGAUCCCGAUCCACCAUUAAAGAAUUCAUUGUGGAGAAGAUAAUUAAACCGGACCCGCCGGCUGAUGUCAGCCUUUCUCCAGUACCCAACCAACGUAAGAAGCUGCUGCUCCAAUGGAAGCCUCCUGCAACCUGGCCCAAUCCACAGCUAUUCACACUGAAAUAUAUCAUAAGAUACUGGCAAGCAGGAUCCAACAGACCCAGAAUGAUUGAGAUCAACAAUCUCACCAACUACACUCUGAGUGGUCUGCGAUCCAGAGCAGUGUACUUUGUACAAGUGGCAGCAAAGGAUUUUGUUGACAAUGGCCAACCCAGUGAGUGGAGCCCGACCAUCUCUGCACGCCUGUGGUCCAAGGAGUGACACUGGCCCCUCUGAAUCUAUGCAUCUUCCUGCUGGUAACUUAGUUUUACUAGCAUCUACAGUCUGAAGGAGUAGAUGUGUAGACUUGGAGCGUUUAUCUAAAGAGUUCCUAUCGAGGCACAGUGUCCGCAAUUUAGAACAUCUCUUCUUUGUGAAUCAAAAGCUUCUUAAAAUGUUGAGGUAUAAUGCUGUGGGCAGCAGUGCCAUGUUUGUGAAUUAAAUCCUCGUUUGUUCCAUAAAAUCACAGGUAGGGGGCGUCAUUGUGAAGAUUGGUGCACUCUCCUCCCUGUCCUUCCAAUCCAUGAUACAGUAAACCCUUGUUUCAACUGACCUCUUUAAAACUGAUUUUAGUUACAGUGGACGGACCUACUGAUGGCUGGCAACACCACCCCCGACCCACAUUGCCUCCCCGAUCACUUCAGGCUGGACCCACUACUGCAACUGCCAGCCCACACAGUGUCCUCGGCCACUUCCAGGCCACAUGUGCCAUCUCACAUGCACUCCGGCAGCCUGCGGGUCACGACCAUUGACUUCACCAAUUCUUCCCACUAUUGCAGCCACCAGCAGGCUUGCCAUCAACUCACAUGGAUUCAGGGCCUAGUCCCAGACUGAGUCUGAAGAAGUCUUAACCCAAAAUGUCACCUAUCUAUGUUAUAGGAGACAAUUGGCACCGACAGAGACCAUCCCCCCCCCCCCCCCCCCACCCCCCAUGGUCCAUUAUAGAAUGCAACUCUUGGUUCCGUUUUUUCCCUUUCUAUUAAUGCAUUCUGGCGUGCUAAUCAUACCCCAGCAGCCUGCUGUGAGCAACAUUUAAUACAAAGAAGCAUAAUAGCCAUUUUAAAGUUAUUUGGUCCUGCCCCACAAUAGAUAUUUCCUGAAGAAGGUCUGAAGAAGGGUUGCGGCCCGAAACGUUGCCUAUUUCCUUCGCUCCAUAGAUGCUGCUGCACCCGCUGAGUUUCUCCAGCUUUUUUGUGUAACCAUAGAUA
Molecule: messenger RNA, 2015 nt
Organism: Leucoraja erinaceus (little skate)
Lineage: Eukaryota; Metazoa; Chordata; Chondrichthyes; Rajiformes; Rajidae
Product: interleukin-27 subunit beta-like
Exons: 7
Coding region: 106-1029 (307 amino acids)
Biological process (GO): cytokine-mediated signaling pathway
Cellular component (GO): signaling receptor complex; membrane; external side of plasma membrane
Molecular function (GO): cytokine binding; cytokine receptor activity
Source: RefSeq, a predicted model, not a curated record